GUAAGAAGCCAUAAUGCUAAUCAAUAGGCUGUAGGAAACUAAGCUAUGCUUCAGUCAUUUACAAAACUGGAACUUCCAGUCGCAAACAUCCAAUUUUCUUGAGCCGUGAUUGUUGAUGAAUUUCCUGUUUACUCUUGUGUUUGAUCUAAGCAUUAGCUCUUACACAGUUUCAUUUAAAAAUGCUUUGUAAGCGUUUUACUUGAAUGGCUUGAAAGGGUAUUGGACUUGGGCUUUAUGCCCUGAUUCCCUAUAGUCAACUGCUAAAUUUUUCAUAUACUCAUUCACCGGUCAUUUGCGCUCGAGUAGGGAUUCUUUCUUUUCAUCAAUUUACAAAAACUUAGUGAUCCUUGUGGUUUACCGUUGGAAUUCUUUCAAGGGCUGCUUCUAUUCAAUCAUCUUUUGCUAUUUCCUGUUGUGUUUUUUUUAUAUUUUGUUUUUCCCUUCUUGCAUGGAAUAAAUUCCUAAAACUACCUAAUUCUCAUCACCAGAAGCUUUUAGUUUUGUUAUUUGUACAGUAUGGAAUCCACUAGACGAUACACUGUUUCUAUAGCCAUUCCUGUGUCUUGCUUGAAUGAGGCUCACAAUCUACAGCUCAAAAGCGCCCUUGUCUACCAGAUUGCACGACUGGCUAUUGUCUACGAAAUUGACGAGAUUAUCUUAGUCGCUGAUCCGGCGAAUGUAAAACAAACGCAAAAUGCCAGUGCUUCCUCUGAUUGCUAUAUACGGGACCCAUUGAAGUUCUUUUCUGACAUCCUUCGAUAUAUGGAAACUCCAGCCUUUAUGCGCAAGGUUCUAUUCCCUUUACUUCCCCAUUUAAAGUAUAUGGGGUUGUUCCCUUUAAUUCCUCUACGCAACGAUUCUAGUCAAGUUCCUGAUAAAAAUUUCCCUUACAAAGAAGGCUAUGUUCUUAAUCAAUUGCCUCGCUCCAAAAACAAAUACCUAGUUCACGUUGGAAUUGAGCAUCCUAUUCAAGUUACUUCUCCACAAUCACUUUCAGCCAAGGAUAGAGUUACCGUUCGGAUGAAGCCACAAGCUCCAAAUGCUGAAGGGCAUUUGCAAGGAGACAUAGUAUCUUAUACAGCUCCUCGCGAAAAAGGAGGAAGGUAUUGGGGGUUUCAAAUUCGGCCUUCCAGUUCGCUAAGUGAUCUUAUUAAAGGACCUUAUAAAGGUGGAUAUGAUUUAAAGAUACAAAUAAAUAAUUCCGCCCAUGCUUCUCCUUUGGAGUUAUCGAACAAGCUCCAAUCCUCCUUCCGUCACGUAUUAUUGCUUUUUGGAAAUUCUUUUGAAAAUCAACCAAUAGAUGAUGUGCACACCGUCAAUCCAUUUCCUUUCAUGCUACCUAUUCAACCACGACUAGAGGAAAAUCUUUUAGCUGCUAUGGCUCCGCUCUCCAGCAUUCUAAACAGUCAUGGACGACACUAAAAUCUUCGUUGAUAAUUCUUUGCUACUGAAAAUUUAUGUAGAAUUUAAUUAGGGUUAGUAUGGAAUUAGAAAAAAAAAUGAUUAUUAAAAAUAUUAGGUUCUUCGAAUAGUGCAGAAUGCCAAAAUGAUGGAUUUAUGAAAACUCAUGACAAAGGAACGUUAAGGACCAGCUAAAGUUGAAUUUCCUGAUCUCUUCUCAAUCAAGUUUUUAAUGAAAAAUUCACCAGCCUUAUAGCUACUACGUACAAGAGGGCCACUGGCAACAUACAAGAAACCGAGCUUUUCAGCAACUCCUUGCCAAUACUCAAACUUCUUAGGGUGGAUAUAUUCUUGAACCUUAGCAUGACGCUUCGUCGGUCUCAUAUAUUGACCAAAAGUUACAACAUCAACACCAUGAGCUCUCAAAUCCUUUAAUGCUUGCAAGACUUCCUCAUCUCUUUCACCAAGUCCCAGCAUGAUACUUGUUUUCGUAAUCAAAUGAGGAACCGUUUUCUUGGCCUGCUCCAAAACAUUCAAACUUUGACGAUAAGUGGCUCUACGGUCACGAACAUAAGGGGUCAAGUCUUCCACAGUCUCUACAUUAUGUGCAAAAACAUCGAGACCAGACUUGGCAACCAUUUCUACGAGAUCCAACCUUCCACCAAAAUCUGGUGUAAGUGCCUCCACAAGGAUAUGGGGAGCCUUUUGCUUGAUGCUAUCAAUGGUUUUGGCAAUGUGGUUGGCGCCCAAAUCAGCCAGAUCAUCUCGAUCGACACUGGUGAGCACAACAUAACCUAGAUUCCAACGGGUGAUGGCGUCCGCUGUUUUUUCAGGCUCAUUGGGAUCUAAAGGAGGAGGGCGGCGACUAGUUUUGACGGAACAAAACCUGCAACCACGAGUGCAAGUAUCACCCAUCAGCAUGAUCGUUGCAGUAGCUUGACUCUUGUCCUUUCCUCCCCAACAUUCUCCAAUAUUUGGACAUUUUGCCUCUUCACAAACAGUAUGCAGAUUUAACCCGCGUAAGUCAUUUUUUAUUUUGGUGAAAUUGGACCCAAGCGGCACCUUCGUUUUCAACCAAGAAGGAAGACGCUUAUGAACUGCUCCAUUAGGAAGCUCUACCUUUCUAUCUAACUCAAAGGCUUCCUCCCCAUUAAGAGGCUUUUCCAGAUUUAAGAAGUCUGAAAAAGUCGGUCCUUUCGCUAAACGCUCUGAGAAGUUGUCUGAGUAAAAGCGAAUCGACGCACUCUUCUAUCUUGUUAAUUGUUUAUUUUUAUUGGGUUUUACUUACUCGAAAGAGUACUCUUUCCGACUUUAGCAAAUUUCCAGAUACUCUCAACAUAAUGGUAGAGAGUUGUUUUUGACAAAUUAAGUGGCACUAAAUUGAAGCAACCCACAUCGGGAAAAUCAUAACAACAUGACUUGGAAAUGAAUUUUAUUAGAGAGAAAGAAAAACUAACAAUAAAUUCAAAACACAACUUAUGAAUGGUGCUACUGACCUUGUCUGCAACAUCAAUAGCAGGCGAGAAUGUUAUUAUGAUUUUGGCUGACAAAAAUCAAUCGUGAUAGAAAAUAGAGGACCGUGAACCUGAUGAAAUUCAUCUAGUCUUGUUUCUCAGCCCUUGUUGUGAAUACAAUUUCAACACGACACUUGAGGUCUGUUUAAAACGAACAAUUGCGAACGUGGAUACAAAAGUGAAUCAGUAUUACCCUUUUUCCUAUAAAUAUUUUCAUCAAUAGUUAGGGAUCAAGGGCUUCAUGGAGGACUUUGGCUUUGCUAGUUUGACAGCACUAUAGGUUUACGUGUGGUUUUAGCAGGAAGAAACGAAGCUUAUAGUCGCUUUUCAGGUUUAUUAGCUCCUGAGGAUAUGGAAAAUUGCCAGAAAGUACAAAUGCGCAUGAACUUACCUGCUACAGGUUGAACAAUGCGUUUCUAGUUUGUCUUAAUAUUUGUUUCUGGCUUCGUUUCAUCUUUAUGAAUGGCCCGCUAACACAUUCUUUGUACUUAAAAUCUUUAUCGCCGCAUAAACACAGAACGAUCAGCUCCAGUUUCAUCCUACGGUGUGUUCCAUAUGCCAGGUGAAAAGUUCAAAUCAUCUACUUACCUGAUACACUAAGGACGGAGUAUCAUCAUCAAUCAACAGUGUAACUUGAAUUCUUUAUAUAAUAAAACUAAACUUGCAAGAUGUCGCUACAAUCAAAGGAUUCUCAGGCUUGAUUCUUACAUGUAAUUACUCAACUGGCAGCAAGCAAUUGAAAGAAAGAAAUUCAUCAUUAUAUAGUUAUUAUUCCGUGCAUCUAUUUAUGACAUUCAGAGAAUCAUGUAAACAAACUGAUGCAUCCUAGAGUGUGUUUACUUUCACUCAAAGCAUGUCCAG
Schizosaccharomyces cryophilus OY26 is the source of this 3776-nucleotide messenger RNA. Its product is annotated as DUF171 family protein. The transcript is spliced from 2 exons. Bases 517 to 1422 code for a protein of 301 amino acids. The record is from RefSeq and is a predicted model, not a curated record. Lineage: Eukaryota; Fungi; Ascomycota; Schizosaccharomycetes; Schizosaccharomycetales; Schizosaccharomycetaceae.